CAAAACCCUGCUUUGUUCUAAAAAUCAAAACGCACGAAACGGUGAAUAAGCAAAGCAACGAGAGUAAAUAAGAAGAGCGUGAGCACGGUGGCGCCGCCCCAAUGGAUCCGAUUCAAGUAGGUAACGAGCUUGCUUUCCGGGUCGGGUUCUCGGGCCACAGUGGCCACCUCAGGGUGGAGCCGCUGUCAACGGCGGAGCGUUCCAACCCGCUGAGGUCCAUUCCCGAUUUCAUUCCGCCCCCUGCAUUUCCUAGGGAGACACCUGAAACUAUAAAGAAGUAUAUAGAAGAGACAUAUCUCCAGCCAAGAUUGGAUCCUGAUGAAUUUUCACCUGAAAAAGUUGGGAGGCAGUGGGAGUUUGACUGGUUUGACAGGGCUGAAGUUCCUCUGGAGCCAUCGUUGCCACGGACUGUGGUAAUUCCAACUUGGGAACCACCGUUUCGACGUUCGAACAAUGGAUCAGCGAAAGGAACAUGGGAACCAAAUUUUGAGGAGGUGGAUGUAUCAGAUCUGGCAUCAGGAGAUGUAGCGUCUGGGCCAUUACUGGGCUCUUCUGUGAAGGACUUUGUAAGGGGAAGCAUCAAUAAUCGCCCUUUUCGUCCAGGAGGUUUGAGUGAUUCCCAAGCUUUAGAAAGAAUUAUUCCGGAAGGUGCUUCUAAUGGUGAAUGGGUGCGUGAAAUUUUUAAUGGUGGCCCUGCUCAGACAAUUCCUCCAAGCUUAAAGCAAGGAUUGGACCUUGGUGUGCUCAAGCCAUAUCCAUGCUCAUGGAAUGUUUACAAGGACGCCAGUUCACUAAAGAUCUCAUCAAAUGAAAAAUUGAGUGGAUUGUCUGUACAGUUUGAUGACUUAUUUAAGAAGGCUUGGGAAGAAGAUGCUGUUGGAGAACAAGAGGAAGAGGCCGUUGGAGAACAAGAGGAAGAUGGUCAUUUAUUAGAAGUGGAUACUGCUUUGUUGGAAGCUGAAGUUGAUACGACUGAGGUAUCUAGCAAAGCACACGAGAGUGAAAUGUCGCUUGAUGAUAUUUUGUUAGCUGACUCAAAAGGAUUAAAACUGCAUUUGGAUGGAUUUAGUGAUGAAGUUGGACAGCAACAGAAGGAAGCUUGGGCUAUGCAUGAAUCCAAUCAACAAAUCGCGGAUCGCUUUUAUGAACUUGUUCCUGAUAUGGCACUUGAGUUUCCAUUCGAAUUGGAUGCAUUUCAGAAGGAGGCUAUUUAUUAUCUUGAAAAGGGGGAAUCUGUUUUUGUGGCUGCUCACACGUCAGCUGGAAAGACAGUUGUUGCUGAAUAUGCAUUUGCUUUAGCAUCUAAACACUGCACUAGAGCUGUGUAUACUGCUCCAAUAAAAACCAUCAGCAAUCAGAAAUAUAGAGAUUUUUGUGGGAAGUUUGAUGUUGGGCUUCUUACUGGUGAUAUAAGCUUGAGGCCAGAGGCUUCUUGUCUCAUCAUGACCACAGAAAUUUUAAGAUCAAUGCUCUACCGGGGUGCAGAUAUUAUUCGAGACAUUGAAUGGGUUAUAUUUGAUGAGGUGCACUAUGUCAAUGAUGUUGAAAGAGGUGUCGUUUGGGAAGAAGUAAUUAUCAUGCUUCCAAGACACAUCAAUAUCAUCCUCCUUUCUGCCACGGUUCCUAAUACUAUUGAAUUUGCUGAUUGGAUUGGCAGAACAAAACAAAAGGAAAUCCGGGUUACAGGGACAACCAAAAGACCUGUCCCAUUGGAGCAUUGCCUGUUUUAUUCCGGAGAACUUUACAAAAUAUGUGAAAGUGAAACAUUUCUACCUCAGGGAUUGAAAGCUGCUAAAGAUGCUUCAAAAAAAAGGAAUUUGACUGUUGCUGGUGGUUCUGGACCAAAGCCAAGGACUUCAGCAGGUCAUGACAAUGCUCGAUCUCAAAAACGGGAAAAUACAUCUCGAGUGAAACAGCAUGGAGCUAGUUUCUCUGGUGCUGGCAGAGGCUAUCAGAAUAAUGGCAAUGGCCAGAAUAAUUGGGAACUGAGGAAAGCGGAAGCUUCAAUGUGGUUGAUGCUUAUCAAGAAACUCUCCAAAAUGUCAUUGUUGCCUGUGGUUAUAUUUUGUUUUUCUAAGAAUCGCUGUGAUAAAUCAGCUGAUAGUAUGACCGGGACUGACCUCACUAGUAGCUCAGAGAAAAGUGAGAUCCGUCUUUUCUGUGACAAAGCAUUUUCACGACUCAAGGGAUCUGACAAAAAUUUACCACAGGUUGUUCGUGUCCAAGAUCUUCUUCAUAGAGGGAUUGGCGUACAUCAUGCUGGCCUCCUUCCAAUUGUAAAGGAAGUUGUUGAAAUGCUUUUUUGCCGUGGUGUUAUCAAGGUCUUGUUUUCAACGGAGACAUUUGCAAUGGGAGUCAAUGCACCUGCUAGAACGGUAGUCUUUGAUACUCUUAGGAAGUUUGAUGGCAAGGAAUUUAGGCAGUUACUACCAGGAGAAUAUACUCAAAUGGCAGGUCGUGCUGGCAGAAGAGGACUUGAUAAGAAUGGUACUGUCAUUUUAAUGUGCCGUGAUGAACUCCCCGAAGAGAGGGAUUUGAAGCAUGUUAUUGUUGGAAGUGCAACUCGUCUUGCAUCUCAAUUUCGGUUAACCUAUAUUAUGAUCCUUCAUCUCCUUCGAGUUGAAGAAUUGAAGGUAGAGGACAUGCUUAAAAGAAGUUUUGCAGAAUUCCAUGCUCAGAAAAAACUCCCAGAAAUGCAACAGCUUUUGAAGAGAAAGCUUAAUCAGCCUACAAAGGCUAUUGAAUGUAUAAAGGGUGAACCGACCAUUGAAGAAUACUAUGAUUUAUAUUCAGAAGCUGAGACAUACGGCAACCAGAUAUCAGAGGCAAUUUUACAGUCCCCUAGUGCCCAGCAAUUUCUUACUACUGGAAGGGUUGUGGUUGUAAAAUCAGAAUCAGCCCAGGACCACUUGCUUGCUGUGGUUGUAAAAACUUCUCCAAAUAAUAAGCCGUACAUUGUUUUUGUGCUUAAACCUGAUAUGUCACCCCCUGUGGAAAAUGCCUCAAAUAGUGGUGAUUUGCAGAAUAAAAAGAGUGCAUUUGACCAAGGUUAUUUUGUAAUGCCACCAAAGUCAAGACGUGGUCUUGUAGAUGAAUAUACUACAUCUGUUUCUGCUCGUAAAGGAAAAGGUGUCAUCUCCAUCAAACUUCCCCAUCGUGGUUUUGCAUGUGGAAUGGGCUAUGAAGUCCGAGAGGUUGAUAGUAAAGAGUUUCUAUGUAUAUGCAGUAGCAAAAUUAAAAUCGACCAAGUUGGACUUCUUGAAGAAGAUAGCAGUUCUGCUUACUCAAAGACUGUUCAGCUGCUCCUGGAUUUGAAAUCAGAUGGAAAUAAGUAUCCUCCAGCUCUAGAUCCUGUGAAAGAUCUGAAGUUGAGAGACGUGAAACUUGUGGCAACAUACCAUAAGUGGACUAGAUUAUUGGUGAUGAUGUCCCAGAAUCCGUGUCAUGGGUGUAUCAAAUUGGAAGAACACCUUAAGCUGGCGAAAGAGAUUAAAGCACAUAAAGAUGAAGUCUACGCUCUCCAGUUUCAAAUGUCCGAUGAAGCACUUCAACAAAUGCCAGAUUUUCAGGGCCGGAUAGAUGUUCUGAAGGAAAUUGGAUGCAUUGAUGAAGACCUUGUUGUUCAAAUGAAAGGCCGUGUUGCUUGUGAGAUGAAUUCUGGGGAGGAAUUGAUAUGCACUGAGUGCUUGUUUGAGAACCAACUGGAUGAACUAGAACCAGAAGAAGCUGUGGCGUUAAUGUCUGCUUUUGUAUUCCAGCAGAAGAACACGUCUGAACCUUCACUCACACCCAAGCUAGCUGAAGCGAAACAAAGACUGUACAAUACAGCAAUCAGACUUGGAGAGCUUCAAGCACAGUUUCAUCUACCAAUAAACCCUGAGGAGUAUGCCCAUGAAAAUCUCAAAUUUGGUCUCGUUCAAGUGGUUUAUGAAUGGGCAAAGGGUACUCCGUUUGCAGAAAUAUGUGAGCUUACUGAUGUUCCUGAAGGCCUGAUAGUGAGGACCAUUGUCAGGUUAGACGAGACAUGUAGGGAAUUUAAAAAUGCUGCAGCAAUUAUGGGUAAUUCUGCUCUCUGCAAAAAAAUGGAAAUUGCUUCUAACGCAAUAAAGCGUGACAUUGUAUUUGCAGCUAGCUUGUAUAUUACGGGCGUAUGAUCAUUAUUGAACGUGUUAAUGUUUAUUGUAGUGCAGCUGCAUAUCAAGUUAUGCUUUUGUUUAUAAUGAGUUCAGUGCAUAUUUGAUAUGUAUGCUGCUCCUUAAAUGUGUACCUUACUUUUUCUUUUUCUAACUUAAAUUUAGAAAAUAAUUUCAUUGCAGUCCUCAUCAUGUACUGUAGAAUACUU
Molecule: messenger RNA, 4342 nt
Organism: Gastrolobium bilobum
Lineage: Eukaryota; Viridiplantae; Streptophyta; Magnoliopsida; Fabales; Fabaceae
Product: DExH-box ATP-dependent RNA helicase DExH11
Exons: 23
Coding region: 102-4154 (1350 amino acids)
Biological process (GO): nuclear-transcribed mRNA catabolic process, 3'-5' exonucleolytic nonsense-mediated decay
Cellular component (GO): Ski complex
Molecular function (GO): RNA binding; ATP binding; RNA helicase activity
Source: RefSeq, a predicted model, not a curated record